AUGUCGUCGUCAUCCGUGUCUGCUGGCGCUGUGGGAGAUAUAAUUGACCUGGAUCGUUAUAUGCGGGCAUCAGUCAGACCUUCACCACCUCACAGAAACGAGCGUCUCGUCGUGGACGCUGGUGCUGUGGGUCGAAGACCAAUAUCGUUGAGUUCGCUUCAAUCCGAUGAAUCUGUUCAUUCCCAAGGGGUUGAGUCAAGGCCGAAGGGUUUCAUUGAGCCUAGGCCCCAGAUGGCCACGCAUAAGAGGUUUUCUCACGACUCUGGCGUCUCUGAUGGCAGCCGUGUCAGACGGAAACGGAAUAGGCAUCCGACAGAUUGCAGUAGCAAAUACCAUUCGCGGCAGUCGUCAAUGAAGGAGUUUCGCGUGAUAUGCGAACAGACGCUCAAAGAGCAAAGAGAGCAAAUCGCCAAGGUCACGGAGCUGUGUGAGAGAUUGGCCGCACCCAAAGCGAAUUCUUCGGAACCUAAAGUGAAGAAACAAUCGCUUCCAAGCAGCGACUCGAGUGAAUUAAGUUCGUCGACAACUACGCUCAGUAGACACAAACGCAAAGACAAGCAUUUGUCUGAAUCGUGCAAAACCUACAAAAUAAUAAUGACGAAAUUGGACGACUUGAAUCGCGUCUUCCGUAGGCCAUUGCCGCCUGCCUCUUCGGGGAGCGUUUCUGUGUGCGACAAACUUGUCAAUACGGAGUUGAGGAAUCAGACAGUGUUGAGAUGUGAAGAGCGAAAGCUGGAAGUGACCAGGACCAACGAAGUGGACAUCGCGCCGAGGCAACGGCAUAAUGUUCUUGUGCACAGUCUGGUGGAGAGAGACCGCUCGUCCGUUUGUUCUGGGUCCGCCAUUGACUUAGAAGAUCCAAUACAGUUAUCACAAGAGAAACAAAAUGGCGCAAGUGUGCGAGGGGGACGGAGGACAUCCCUCUGCUCGCUCUGUCGCUCGUACUGGCGCUCUUUAUGGCGAUGUUUUCCGAGUUAUAUUAACGAAGGUGUAUGA
Pieris macdunnoughi is the source of this 996-nucleotide messenger RNA. NCBI's taxonomy places the organism in Eukaryota, Metazoa, Arthropoda, Insecta, Lepidoptera, Pieridae. The record is from the annotation of a GenBank genome assembly.